Molecule: messenger RNA, 1676 nt
Organism: Centropristis striata (black sea bass)
Lineage: Eukaryota; Metazoa; Chordata; Actinopteri; Perciformes; Serranidae
Product: polyubiquitin-B
Exons: 2
Coding region: 115-1260 (381 amino acids)
Biological process (GO): modification-dependent protein catabolic process; protein ubiquitination
Cellular component (GO): nucleus; cytoplasm
Molecular function (GO): protein tag activity; ubiquitin protein ligase binding
Source: RefSeq, a predicted model, not a curated record
GGAUAUCAGAGUGGUAUCUAUAAAAGCUGCUCCGCUGCUCUUUGUUUUUCAAAACCUGACAGAACCCGGAGCAGUUUGAGUCGAUUACCGGUGGGAAUCAUUUGUUUAGUAAAAAUGCAGAUCUUUGUGAAGACCCUGACUGGCAAGACCAUCACUUUGGAGGUGGAGCCCAGCGACACCAUUGAAAAUGUCAAGGCUAAGAUCCAGGAUAAAGAAGGCAUCCCUCCUGACCAGCAGCGUCUCAUCUUUGCUGGCAAACAGCUGGAAGAUGGCCGCACCCUCUCUGACUACAACAUCCAGAAGGAGUCCACCCUCCACCUUGUGCUCCGUCUGAGAGGUGGUAUGCAGAUUUUUGUGAAGACCCUGACUGGCAAGACAAUCACCCUGGAGGUGGAGCCAAGUGACACCAUUGAAAAUGUCAAGGCUAAGAUCCAGGAUAAGGAAGGCAUCCCUCCUGACCAGCAGCGUCUCAUCUUUGCUGGCAAACAGCUGGAAGAUGGCCGCACCCUCUCUGACUACAACAUCCAGAAGGAGUCCACCCUUCACCUGGUCCUGCGCCUGAGGGGAGGCAUGCAGAUCUUUGUCAAAACCCUGACCGGCAAGACCAUCACCCUGGAGGUGGAGCCCAGCGACACCAUCGAGAACGUGAAAGCUAAGAUCCAGGAUAAGGAAGGCAUCCCUCCUGACCAGCAGCGUCUCAUCUUUGCUGGCAAACAGCUGGAAGACGGCCGCACCCUCUCUGACUACAACAUCCAGAAGGAGUCCACCCUCCACCUUGUGCUCCGUCUGAGAGGUGGUAUGCAGAUUUUUGUGAAGACCCUGACUGGCAAGACCAUAACUUUGGAGGUGGAGCCCAGUGACACCAUUGAGAACGUGAAGGCCAAAAUCCAGGAUAAGGAAGGCAUCCCUCCUGACCAGCAGCGUCUCAUCUUUGCUGGCAAACAGCUGGAAGACGGCCGCACCCUCUCUGACUACAACAUCCAGAAGGAGUCCACUCUUCACCUGGUCCUGCGCCUGAGGGGAGGCAUGCAGAUCUUCGUGAAGACCCUGACUGGCAAGACCAUCACCCUGGAGGUGGAGCCAAGUGACACCAUUGAGAACGUGAAAGCUAAGAUCCAGGAUAAGGAAGGCAUCCCUCCUGACCAGCAGAGGCUGAUCUUUGCUGGAAAGCAGCUGGAAGACGGCCGCACCCUCUCUGACUACAACAUCCAGAAGGAGUCCACCCUCCACCUUGUGCUCCGUCUCCGUGGAGGAAACUAAAUCUGCUCAAAGAAGUCUCAGUAAACCCACCUAGUAUUCCAGUGUUAAUCGCUCAUUCUGCUCCAGCUGUCAGUAACUACUUUUUUUUUUUAAAUAUAAUUUUCAAUAAAGGUUGAGCAUUCCUGACUUUUGCUUUCAGUGACUUUUUAAUAAUUUAACUUUGCCUUUUUAAUGCUUUAGCUGAAAGUUGGCUUUGAUGUGAUUUUGGGUAACUUUCAUCAUUUAACGGAAAAUAAACGAAUGCCAAGUUAAUGAUAAAAUUGCUUGUGGUAAAAGUGGUCCAACUUCGAUAAAGUUCACUAAAUGGUUUAAAUUAUCAGCCUGGAAGAAGAAAUGUUCAUUGUAUUCUGAGCUGCAGAGCCUUUAAAAUGCUGCUGUUAAAAUGUCGUCUCACAAAUAAAGUGACUUCAAACUGU